Fomitopsis serialis is the source of this 1478-nucleotide messenger RNA. RefSeq lists its product as uncharacterized. Bases 420 to 1445 code for a protein of 341 amino acids. The transcript has 12 exons. The record is from RefSeq and is a predicted model, not a curated record. Lineage: Eukaryota; Fungi; Basidiomycota; Agaricomycetes; Polyporales; Fomitopsidaceae.
GCCGAUUGACUCAAGACGAGCGACUAGACUACGAUGGUUCCAAGCUCGCUCAGCUGGCUGUACAUCCCACGUGCGAUUGCAAUCGUACGUAUAGCCCUGGGCCACAGAAGGUGGCACCAUGCCACGACCCUAGCGUCAUCACGUCCACCUCGAGGCAUAAGUCAGGGAAGUCACAGAGGACAAGGAGCUGUACAACCAGUGCACAUAACGUCCGAUGCCGUAGUGUUCUGUAUGAAGGGACGCCCGCUCAACCUCUACAACAUUCAUCCUCAACCUCAGGCGGGCCACGAAUGUAUGGCAAGUGAUGUGCCAAUGGGUCGUGUGGUGUUACCCAGAAGACCGCCAUACGAGUGAAGGGCUCAAUGACUUCCGGAUAUAUAAGCAUGUAAGCCUUUGACUUGUUACGCCAGUCUACAGGUAUGUCGGCAGAGGAGCUGGCGAAGGUGAUUGCGCUUCUCAACACAAUGUUCUCAGUCGGAUGCUGUGAAACGGCAGCGUGCGCGAUCCACACUUAUGAUCGUUGUCUCACCUUCGGGUCGGAGGUGGAUCUCAUAUGGCGCCGCCAACGGAUCACAGUAACGACUGGCCUGUAUCUGCUAUUGCACCUAUCGGCGACAGUGUAUAUGUACACCGGGAUAGUGAGCACUGUGUUUGCGAGCUGCAGAGUAAGCGACAUGGUAACAAAUAUGAUUGAAAGUUGCGCCGCUGUGUCGUUCCAUGUCGUUACCGGUGCAUUCAUGGCAUUGCGUGCCUACGCCAUCAGCAACCGUUCCUUGCCUCUUACAUUCGCCAUUUCUCUGUCUUCCUUGGUGAUCCCUGCGUUGGACGUGUAUCAGAUCUGUACAGCAAUCGCACCAGUUGUACCUUCCCCCGUUGACUGCAUGGUCUUUUCGGCCAUCAAAACAAAGAUUGAACGGCCAUUGUUUGCUUCCGGGGAAGCAUCCACUAUGAUCCCCGAGGUAUGGCUGUUGGUAGCGACCUGGCGGCAUGUCUACAUGGUAAAGACGGCCAACGAGGCUCAACUUGAAGUUGAUACUCCCUUAACAACGCUCAAUCUUAGAGACGGCACUGUUUAUUUUGUCAUUUUCUUCGUCCUUCAACUAGUCAACACCUUGCUGCUCGUGACUACUACUUCCACCAGUCCAUUUUCCGUUCCCAUCGCUAAUGCACUUCAGACGAUCCUCCUCUCCCGCUUCUACCUUAACUUGCAUGAAGCGAACUCGCCUCAAGCCAUGCUAUCUUCCGGCACAUCGCAGCUAUCCGAUCUCAGUUUCGUGCAGGUGGUCGGGAGUUUAGCGGGCACGAUCGCCUACAAUACAGGGAGCCCCGCAGCAGAAGGCAUGGAUUCGCGGAGCAGCAGUGAUCCCGACACCGAUGAAGAGCUUUUGCCAUCCAGGAGAGCAUUCCAGAGUAACGCUCCACCCAGAUCCGGAAUACUCCCGUAGAAGGAGUUCGAAAGCUUGCCUAUAAGAAUAUCA